This is a messenger RNA of Carica papaya (papaya), 2225 nucleotides long. It is a transcript of the gene GEX1, whose product is annotated as gamete expressed protein 1. The record is from RefSeq and is a predicted model, not a curated record. NCBI's taxonomy places the organism in Eukaryota, Viridiplantae, Streptophyta, Magnoliopsida, Brassicales, Caricaceae.
ACACACACACACAUAUAAUGAUGUUGAAAUCUAAUUCAUUCAGGCUCCUGUAAUGCAAGUAUGAAAAGGAUAAACCCAGAGGAAUUCUACAAUCUCUGAAUUUUAUUUUUUUUAUCUACCCUUUUUGUCUUCCCUUGUAUUUUUACCCUUUAACCCUCUCUUCUAAAAUCACUUUGCUUUCCUUUUCUUGCGCUUCAAGUUGGAAGGAGAACUGCUUUAUUUGGAUUCUGUAAGUAUAUAAAGAGCAUAAAUUUCACACAAGAAUUUCUACUCUGCAAUGUAGGUCUCUCUGCAGUGGUGACAGACAAGUGAGGAGUCAAAUGGGUCAUCGUCAACUUAUAUGUUUCUGGAUCUUAGUUUCUGCAAUUCCAAUAUGUCAGUCAUGGGGCUGGUUUUCUUCUUCAUCUUCUACAGACAGUGACUCUAGCAACAAAGCUUCACAGACUGAAGUUUCUUGUUAUGGUUCCAUGGCAGAAUUCUCCAUGGAAAGUAUGAAUGAUCCUAAGGGGAUCAAGCUGCUGGAAAAUGCUCAGAGAAGAUUGGUUGGUUCAAAUUCUUGCUGGCAAAAUGCUUACAGGCAUCUCUUUGCUGGAUGCUCAGACAUUGUUGCUGCUGAGGAGAAGCGAUCCCGGUUUGCUUGGCACCUCAGUGAUUGCUUCCAGAAAGAUUCUGGUCGGUCUUCUUUCCCUUCCUGCAAUGCAAAUUCUGCCAUGGUUAAUUGUCUGAAAAAGCUAGAUAACCAUGAGCAUAAGGUCUAUCUUGAAUUCUUACUUGAAACCAAUACGAUCUGCUAUCAGUUACAGAGCCAUGCAUUCAAACACGAAACAGAGAGACUGGUUAAUGAACUUAAGAAAUCAGCACAAUAUACAGAGAGCAAAUUAGAAAACUUAGACAAGAAAUCAGAUAUUUUAUUGCAGAGUUCGAACCAGAUUCACGAUUCAUUGAAUUCAGUCGAUAUUCGGAUCCAAAACGUAGUUCAAACAACUCGGGACUUGGGGGAAGAUAUGGAUGGCUUAACGCAGCACACAAAGGUGGUUUAUCAGCAGGCUAGGGAUAUUGCAGCUUCCCAAUUGGAGCUGAGACAAGAACAGAUGAACAUGAAUGGAAAGUUGAAUGAAGGCAUGAACAUGCUUCAUGAUGCCUACAGAAAUCUUGGGGAAGGAAUAGAUUACCUGAGAAAUGAGACUAUUGAAAUAGAAAAUGAGAUAGACAAACUCGGGGGAGUAGUGUCUUCGAAGAUGAGUGAUCUGCAGAAAACUGCUGAUGAUAUCGAGAAUAUUACUGGGAUUUCUCUUGGAAGGCAACAAGAACUGCUUGAUGGACAAUCCACCGCACUUGAUGGUCUUCGGUUUCUGACUGAAUUUCAAUCUAAUGCACUAGAAGAGAGCAGGAAUACACUACAAGAGUUGGCAGAAUAUGGUCGAAGACAACAGGAAGAGCUCCUCAAGCGACAAGAACAGCUUCAACAAGUCCAUGAUCGUUUAGUCGAGAAUUCAAAAACCAUAUUAGAAACGCAGGAAGCUUUUGAAGCAAAACAAGCAAGCAUGUUCGUUCUUCUGGACAAGCUAUUUGUCUUGCAUAAUGCAAUGCUGCUCGAGUCACGAGUAAUUAAAGCUUUCUUCAUCUACUCUAUUUCAAUCUUCAUCAUCUACAUGUUCACUAGCACGAAGCAAACAUAUAUAGUAAGACCUAAGCUAUAUAUAGGGCUGUCUGCUACAUUCUUCAUAGAAGUUGCAAUCCUUCGGUUCACCACAACAGAUAUUGAACAACAAACAUUGAUAAUAAAUAGUGUCAGGUCACUUUCCGCGGUUCUUGCUUCAAUUCAGCUUCUUCACGCCAUUAUUACAUAUAGGGACUAUGAAGUUUUGAACCAUAAGAUCUUACUGACCUUAGUGGAGAAGAUCAAUGACAUGCAAAACGAAGACGAGGACACAGAUAGCGAUUUCAAUUGGUCCUCCUGGAUCGAUGCUGAUUUACCGGACGACAUUGAUAAUCUUGAAGACCCUGAUUAUAAAUUUCCAGAAGAAGCUGGAGAAAACUCCGUGACAGUCUUUUCAGAUACAAAAAGAUAUAAUCUCCGACAUCGCGGUGCUUGAGAGCUUUGUUAAAUAGAAAGCUUCUGUAGAAAAAUUUAUUAGUAGAACAAAGUAUAUAACUAACUAAUUGUUUUCUUUUACCAAUAAAUUCUAUUCAUGUAUCAAUAUUUUGAUAAGAUCAUACCUGAG